CUACCGGAGCGAGGAGGCGCCGCGCUCCCAGCCUAGGCCGCAAGGGGCGGUCCGGGCACGACGCCUCUCGGCCGGGCGCAGGCGCCACCGUGAGCCCGCGGCGGAGGGCUACCCGCCCGGGGACGGGGCUCCAUGCGCUGCCAGGUCUCGGUGUUGUAUUUCGCCCGGAGCGCGGAGCUGGCAGGGCUGCGGAGUGAGACCCUCUCGGUGCCACGCGAGAUCACCGCGCUCCAGCUCUGGGAGGAGAUCGUCAAGUUGCACCCCAGGCUUGCUGUCAUCCGGGAUCAAGUAGUUUUUGCUGUUAGGCAGGAGUACGUGCUUCUUGGAGAUCAGCUCCUGGUCCUGCAGCCUGGAGACGAGGUUGCCAUCAUCCCACCAAUUAGCGGAGGAUGAAUCUACCGAAGUUCUGUUAAGUCCAGAGAUGUUAUUGCAGUUCUGUCCCUCCAUAUUGAUACUCUUUUGAGAGAGCAUAACUUGUUUUUCCUGCUGCAGAAAACAUUGACCAGAAACCACAAGUUAGUGCACCAGUAAAUGAUUAACGCAUAAACGGUAAAUGAAAGAAAAUUGCCAGAGAGCUUUUCUAGUGAGCUAUGGAUGAAAGCAAAGAUGUGCCAAAAGAUUUUAUCAAGCUCAAGUCUGAAAAGCUCUCUGUAGAUGAAGUGUCAGAGCUGGUCAUUUCACCAUGCUGUGGGGCAGUGUCUCUGUUCAUUGUGUGGUUCCAAUAACUGAAGCAAGUGUAAUUAUUGCAGUCUCCUCUCCACAUAGAGCAGAAUCCCUUGAAGCUGUAAUGUACUGCAUCAAUACCUUAAAAGCAUCCGUCCCAAUAUGGAAAAAGGACAGCCGCUGCUCCUUGCAUGCUUACACAUGUGCAGCCUCCAGACAGUGUGGGCCUUAUUAUCUAAGCAUAGCUGAGCAAAUUCAAAGUUGAAUUUUCCUUUGCUUUGGAGGCUGGAGGGAAGCCCUCUGCUAUUUGAAUGACAUUUGUACAGAAUCCUGAAUACACAGUUCUUGUAUGUCCUGGUUUCAGGACAUAACUAUCAAGUAAUUCUUUCUGGUUUUAGAAAAGAAAUAAAUACACAAACUUUGCCAUUUUUGGUAUUCAUUUUCCCAUGUUCAUGUUUGUUGUUACUAUGCAACUAAUUAGCAUACAAACUUCACAAAAAUAAAUGGCUAGCUUGCCUUGUAGUGGACUGUUUAUGAAUGAAGUAAAACCUGUGCAGUGCUUGCAUACUGGUGCUGUGCUCUUAUACAGAAAAAUAGUGAUAUUAAAACCGUUAAAUUAUACUCAGGCCCCUGUGACCAAGGGCAGUUCUUGUGUUGCACUAGUGUCUCUCUACUGCUGCAGCCUCCUGGAGUAUUUCUCCAGGGUGACCUUAAGUGCACCUUCUCCAUCAGCAAUGCAGCUGGGAAGGAGGGUGCAGAAAAGAAGGGAAAGAAUAAUUGUGUACUUCCCCGCAGUGACCAGCAACAAUGAAUGGAAGACAUGUUGUACUGAGUCACAGCUGAGUGUUACAAUGUGUGUACACUGCCAUGGUCAAAACAAUGAAAUGUCAUUUUGUGUCCCUAGCUGUGCAUGAGGCAAGUAGUGCUUUGUUCUGGAACAAUGAUGUAUCAGUCUUGUGUAACUUUGGGUUCUUCAGCUGGCAUCUAAAAGCGAACUGGAAAUACCCUUAGGAGGGGUGAUGUGCAUAAUCAGAGGUAAAAUGUAUCUCACUGAAAUUUUAAGUCCAUGCCUCGAGCUCAGUGUACUGGCUCCCUCUGUAGGGCUACUCUCUCUGCUAGGGUAUUAUUGUAAGACAGCAAAUUACUCUUAAGAUAGCUGCCUAAGGCUGUGUCUGGAGCGACCCAGAAGUGCUUCCAAAUUUCCAGGCCAGGGGAUGAAUCCCAGCUGUGUCUGACUGCGUGUCAGGGAAGGAUGCAGCUGCACAUGUCCUGGUUUCCAUACAUGCAGGACUAGGCUGCAGAUGAGGGGUAGCUUGUGUUCUGGUGAGGUCCACAAGUGAUAAGCAGCUGCAAAUCCAUAUAUAAUGAAUGCAGUCCUGGCUUUCUGGGAUGAGAGCUGUUUCUCUGCCUUGGCUAUGGGGGUUGGGAGGGGAGGGGUAAUCCCAACUUCUCUGGGUUUCUCCCAGGUGUGUCACAGUGUGCUGCAGAGGUGGUGGUGGCUCCAGAUGUAGACAGAUGUUCCAGAGACCAGAUGCUUAGGACCGGAGGAUCAUCCUGUGAUUCCUGUAGAGAUCUCCCAGAUGAGGGGUGUUUGUGGAAAGGAAGAGCAUGUCUUCAGAAUGAGAAUUUUUCCUUCUGAAGAGAAGUCUUGGUCUUUGCUGGCAACAUACGAAUGCACUGAUCCAUCCCUUUCUCUGGCAGAACGUCCAUAUCUCAACAUUGCUUAAUUUUAAGAAUUGCCUUUCCUGAUUUCGAUCUUUUAUUCUGCUCUGUUCUCAAGAGAAGCUCAGCCUGAUGCAUGCUAUGAAAACAGUUACUGAUGGAUGGUCAGGAAAUAAACAGGGAGGGUGACGGGAUUGUGUUAUGAGGAGCCUACCCAGGAGAUGGCAGCCGAGAGACGGCUGUGCGGGAGGAGCCGCUCCCAGCCUGCCCAGGUGCUGGCUCUGCUGGGAAAUAAAGGCGUUGGCUUCGGCUGUCACUCACCGAAGUGUCACUGUCGCACUCAGCAAUGAAGCCUUUAUAUUGCUCAGCUUCAAAUGAGAUUUUCGGCUUUUCCCUCACCUCGCUUUUCGCACAGCCGUUCAGAGAAUCUGUACUUUUAUAAACUAAUGCAUUCAUUUGCUCCAUCAAAAACAUUAAAGGAAAAAACUGCUAGAACUAAUUAUUAACAAAGUGAAACUGUGUGUGAAAGCAGAAAGUGCAACCCCUUCCCUCUUAAAAAGCUCUGGAAACACACUGGAGCUCUUCCAUUAAGUGUCCUGUGGAGGCACUUGAGGGAGAGUUAAGAAUAGGUUGAUGACUAUAAGUCAGAAAUUUGAGUACCUAAGGCCUGUCUUUAAAAACAAACUAGUCAAACCAACCAUACAAGUUCAUCUUAUCAAGUGGUACGAAUGUUCGCAUCCUAAUGCAGGUCUGUUUUAAAACUUCUAUUUUGACUGCUUUAAGAGAGACAAAUACCUUUUAAAGACUUAGUACAGCAAAGCCUGUGAUUGCAUAUUAAUAAUUGAUCACAAGUGAGGGCAGAAAUGUUGACUUACAAGAUAGAACUUGGCUAUUCUGAGGCUGUUAAAACUAUGUACACUUUAUUACCCCUAAACGCAAUAAAAAGUUACGGCAAUUA
Pezoporus occidentalis (night parrot) is the source of this 3283-nucleotide messenger RNA. Its product is annotated as molybdopterin synthase sulfur carrier subunit-like. The transcript has 7 exons. The coding region runs from base 133 to 393 and encodes 86 amino acids. The record is from RefSeq and is a predicted model, not a curated record. Gene Ontology annotation, biological process: Mo-molybdopterin cofactor biosynthetic process. Gene Ontology annotation, cellular component: cytosol. Lineage: Eukaryota; Metazoa; Chordata; Aves; Psittaciformes; Psittacidae.